UUCAACUCUGUGUGCGACGAGUUGUCUUUAGUUUCCACUACUCCGAGCUCCGAGUGCGUCCUGUUUUAGCUCUAGCUCCGCGUAAACGCAGCGCGUCCCUUCGCUCCGUCACGAUCGCAGUGCCCAGAAUAAUAUAAUAUUAAUAAUAAUAAUAUAUAUAUAUAAAUAUUCGGUUAAAAACAAGCGAGCAACUCGAGCAACUUGCUCUUGGUUCCACAUUUGUGCAUCGAACAGAUCCAAGAUCCCAGAUUCCAGUGGAGAGUUAUCAGCUCCAACGUGAUCACGCCGCUGUGCCAUCGACUUCAGCUUAAAAAGGGAUUAACCAAUAUACCCAAAUGACCAGGAUAUACACUGCCUGAAGAAACAACACCAAUAACACACUACUGAGCGAAGAAAGCAGCGCCCGAGUGAAGGAGAGACGAGGCAGAGGGAAGACAAACCAAAAAUCCACAUUUUUUUUGGUUUCCAGGGCGACAAUUUGGAAUUUCAAAUUCAACACACACAGAGAACCAGAUCAAAAUGGGACACCUGACGCGACGCAGCAGCCUGCUGGCCAUAGUACUGUGCCUGGUACUCAACACAAAGCACCUGUCCGUUCACGGCGACGCCUCCCACAUCGAGUCCGCCGCCUUGCCACUGGAACACAGGGCCGGCUAUGGCCCACCGGCGCCUAUCUACGGAGCGCCCCAGGGUCCACUGAGCACCGGAGCCACCAACGAGCUGUCCGAAGAGGCCUGGCCUCUGGCCAGCACCAAUGACAGUCCGCAAAUCAAGCACCUCCAGGUGCAGUGCGAAAAGACACACAUGCGGGUGAACAUCGAGUUCGACCGGCCCUUCUACGGCAUGAUCUUCUCCAAGGGCUUCUACAGCGAUCCCCAUUGCGUCCACUUGAAGCCCGGCACCGGCCACUUGAGCGCCACCUUUGAGAUCUUCCUGAAUAGCUGCGGCAUGACCAGCUCGGCUAACCACAAUGCGGCCGGUUACGGAGCGCCAACGCCGUCGGGCAGCUAUGUGGAGAACACGAUCAUCAUCCAGUACGAUCCCUAUGUCCAGGAGGUGUGGGAUCAGGCCCGCAAGCUGCGCUGCACCUGGUACGACUUUUACGAGAAGGCUGUGACCUUCAGGCCCUUCCAGGUGGACAUGCUGCAUGCCGUUACCGCCAAUUUCCUGGGCGACAACCUCCAGUGCUGGAUGCAAAUUCAGGUGGGCAAGGGCCCAUGGGCUUCCGAGGUUUCUGGUAUCGUGAAGAUUGGUCAGACGAUGACCAUGGUUUUGGCUAUUAAGGACGACGAGAACAAGUUCGAUAUGCUGGUGCGCAACUGUGUGGCUCAUGACGGCAAGCGGGCUCCCAUCCAGCUGGUAGACCAAAACGGCUGCGUCGUACGUCCCAAGAUCAUGAGCAAGUUCCAGAAGAUCAAGAACUUUGGCCCGUCCGCCUCCGUGGUCAGCUUUGCCUACUUCCAGGCCUUCAAGUUCCCCGACUCGAUGAACGUCCACUUCCAGUGCGUGAUCCAGGUCUGCCGCUACAACUGCCCCGAGCCCAAGUGCGGUCCUGGCCUGCCAGGCGGCGAGUAUGGUCUACCCCAGAUUGGAGCCAAUGGUCUUUCCGAGGAGUAUGGACCUCCGGAAGCUUACGAACGGAACGACUUUGCCCUGGGCGGUCCAGGAGUCUUGCCACCUGCUGCCUAUCCUGAUCCACGUCACCCGGCUUCGGAUGCCACGGGCGCUUACUCGGAGAACCAUGAUGAUGUGGUGCCCUCGCCACAGGCCCAGACCUCGGCGGCGGUUCCCACUGCGGACUCUGCCUCACCAUCUGGACCCGCCAGCUCUCAGUCGCCGCAGGGGGCGCAGCCAUCGGGCAGCAACGAGCUGGGUCUACCGCCACCACCACUGCCCGGACAGGGUGGUCAGUACAGCACGGUGAAGCGCAAGGAUGACCUGAGUGCCGGCGGUAACUUGGUCUCGCUGGGCGGACGCCCUAGGUCUGUGGAGGGACUGGACGAUCUGCGGGGCGUGCGAAGGCGCCGCGACACCAUCGACAUUGUGAUGAAGCCUCAGAGGAUCUACAAGCGCAAUGCGCAGGAGAUGACGGACGUGAACACCAGCCGGAUCAUCCAGGUGGUGGCGCCCGGCGAUGUGAACUUUGCGCUGAACAGCAAUGCCAGCAACGAGACGGUGGUGAUCCAGUCGGCCCGCACCGCAGAUGCGGAGACCAUCUGUAUGUCGGUGCCUAGCUUUGUCGGCGGUCUGGUGAUGCUCUUGCUCGUCCUGGCCGUGGCCUCUCUAGUCGCCGCCUUCCUGUUCGUCCGCGUGCGCCACUUUGACCGCAAGGGAGCGGGCAUGGCCUAUGUGAACUAAUCUGGAAUCGGGAUCAGGGAUCUGGGAAGCAUCAUCACCAUCAGCAUCAGCGACGACGAUCGGCGUGAACAGAAAACCAAAUCAGUUUUAUGUGCACUUCAGAAACUCAGCAAAAACCAACACACCUAGCACCCAUCAUGCAUCAGAAAUCCUCUCGGGAGUAUCAACGAACAGCACCCCUAUCAUCAUCUCUAACUUGACUAUUUAUUCUUCGGUUAUUUAUUUUCCCCCCUCUACCCCGAAAUGGUUUCCUCCUUUCCCAACUAAAUGCCUCCCCCUAGUUUUAGGACGAAGCGAAAAUUGAAUUGUCAGACUUGUUAAGUUUCAGUUAUAACUACAAUGCUAUCUGAUAUCGGACAGAUAUGUUACAUAUGCAAGUUAAUAAUAUCGAAGUAAAGGAUGGAGCGGCAAACAUGGAAAAGCAGAAAAUCGUUUACAAUAAGUUAAUAUAGCAAAUGUAUAUAUUAAAUUAUUUAUUUAUUACUUUAUUUGAUAGCUGCGAAAUAAUAAAAAGUUUAC
This is a messenger RNA of Drosophila kikkawai, 2877 nucleotides long. RefSeq names its product transmembrane protein dusky-like (gene dyl). The record is from RefSeq and is a predicted model, not a curated record. NCBI's taxonomy places the organism in Eukaryota, Metazoa, Arthropoda, Insecta, Diptera, Drosophilidae.